Molecule: messenger RNA, 831 nt
Organism: Microdochium trichocladiopsis
Lineage: Eukaryota; Fungi; Ascomycota; Sordariomycetes; Xylariales; Microdochiaceae
Exons: 1
Coding region: 127-645 (172 amino acids)
Source: RefSeq, a predicted model, not a curated record
UGAAACAACUAUGGACUUCGAUUUGUUAGCUCCGUCCAAAUCAACGGACUCAGUCCAGCGUGUGAGAUGGGCUACUCAUUAGCUCUUGUGACAAAAAUUGGCCUUUGACGAUCAAACAAUUUUGCGAUGCCUAUGAUAAUGCUUAUCACAUCAUUGUGGUCCUCGAUGGACGGCAUAUUAAGGACCCUGCGAUGCCUUUGUAUCGCGUGGCGAUGUUUGUUUUACUCCUCUCUAAUCAGCCGGGGACGCUCGAAACGCCCAUCACGUGUGCACACCUCUCCUUUGAAGACGGCUUACGAAGGGAAAGACGGGAAAGACGGGAAACCAAGCAUAUUGUCGACACUUUUGUACUCUCUUCGGCGGGAAACCCAAAGGAGGAGAAGAAUAUAUCCUUGGUUGCUAGCACAGCAGUCGGGGAUCGCGGGGAACAGGCCCCCUUCAAGGAUGGGCAGAAAACAUGACCCUCCACCGCACACACUCCCACAUGCGCACUUAGUAUCAGGCUAUGGGCAGAAAGAGACGCAGAGAGGCGCACGAUGCAACGAAAUGUGUCAAAUAGCCGAGAUGGUGAGCAGUCGUAGUGGUAAUGGUAGUGGUAGUAGUAGUAUUCGCCCCCCGGACGCCAGAAACAAAAGCACCCAAUAAUGCUAUGGUAUGAUAUGCAUGUGAUGAGCCUGGUUCGAUGUUUGUUCAGAAGGUCAUGUCCCUAUUGCUCUCCCGAGUUUCCCAAACCCCCCCUAUUGACUCCUCACCCCGAAACACCCGUAUAGGGACGAUGCUUAUCCAAACCUGGACGAGCUCCGAGUGUCGUCAAGUUCCUCAUAUGCGAAA